CCUAUAAGCAAGACGCUUAACACUGAAACAGGAGGGGGGGCAUUUUCUGGAUAAUUGUAUCAAGCUAAAGGAAGAACAACUGCGUCUCAGAGAAGACAAGGCAGAGAUCCGAGGGGACGGAGGACCGAGUCGAGCCGAGGAGAGCGCAGUAGCAGGAGACCUUGCUGGAAAUAGAGACAUUUCGACCAGCGUUCAAAGACAACGGCAUAUCCCCCCAAAAAACAAACACUGUUUCCUAGACGAAUCUUUUCGUUUUUAAUUCUCAAAUCGUGCGCGUCUGGUUUGAAAUACUCGUGGGUGUCACUCGCUGACCUUCGAUGUAUAAGAUGGAUUACUCGUACCUGAACUCCUACGACUCGUGCAUGGCCGCGAUGGAGGCGUCGGCCUAUGCGGACUUCAGCUCGUGUAGCCAGGCCAGCUCGUUCCAGUACAACCCCAUCCGGAGCGGGCCCUUCUCCAACCCGGGCUGCACCCCGCUCAGCACGGCCAGCUGCACCCUGGGGGCCCUGCGCGAGCACCAGCCCACCCCUUACUCCACAGUUCCCUACAAAUUCUUCUCGGACCCUUCCGGCCUGAAUGAGAAGCGGAAGCAGCGGCGCAUCAGAACGACCUUCACGAGCUCGCAGUUGAAGGAGCUCGAGCGCGUGUUCGCGGAAACCCACUACCCAGAUAUCUACACGCGCGAGGAACUAGCGCUGAAAAUCGAUCUCACAGAGGCCCGCGUGCAGGUCUGGUUUCAGAACAGACGCGCCAAGUUCCGCAAGCAGGAGCGCGCCGCCAACGCCAAGUCCAACGCCAACAGUUCGGGGGGCAGCGCCGGCAGCUCCACCAGCAGCAGCAGCUCUGCGGGCAAGAAGCCCGGGGACCACCGCUCCUCCUCCGACGACGACGAGUCCAAGGAGUCAACCUGCAGCCCCACGCCCGACAGCACCGCCUCCCUGCCGGGCUCAGCCAAUGGGAAUAUGGGCAGCCCCGCCAGCCUGAGCCCCAGCCCAGUGCCUCCAAACAGCGGCUACGGGCUGAAGGCCCCCAGCUGGCCCAGCCUGGGGCCCUCCAACCCAGCCAUGGCCCAGCCCGCCGUCCAGACGCAGGAGAUUCUGAAGGCCUGGCAGCCGGCAGACAGCAUGACCGGGCCCUUCGCCGGCGUGCUGUCCUCUUUCCACAGAAAACCCAACCCGUCCCUCAAGACGAACCUGUUCUGA
Messenger RNA from Gadus chalcogrammus (walleye pollock), 1202 nucleotides. It is a transcript of the gene phox2a, whose product is annotated as paired like homeobox 2A. Lineage: Eukaryota; Metazoa; Chordata; Actinopteri; Gadiformes; Gadidae. The record is from RefSeq and is a predicted model, not a curated record. The transcript has 4 exons. Bases 318 to 1202 code for a protein of 294 amino acids. Gene Ontology annotation, biological process: regulation of transcription by RNA polymerase II. Gene Ontology annotation, molecular function: RNA polymerase II transcription regulatory region sequence-specific DNA binding; DNA-binding transcription factor activity, RNA polymerase II-specific.